GCCAUCAGAAAAGAAUACAAUACUGCUCACUAAAUCUCUGGCUCGUAUGCAGCAGCAACAACAGCAAAAACAAUAACAAUGGGGAAAUUAGAACCUCCAAAGCCCGAGAACAAAAUGGAGCUAUUGCAAUCAGAGGUAGCUUCUUUUGCUUCCUCUCUUGGCCUCUCUUCUUCUGCUUCUCUAUCUACCUCUGGUUUUAACGAUACAGAUUUCCGAAAAUCAGGUUCCCUAAAGAAACCCAAAAAACCCUCAGACAAAAAAUCCCAAUUCAAUGAUAACGACAUUAAAACUUCCCCAAAAAACCAAUUUGAUAAAACUUCCCAAAAGGCCAAGAAUUUCAACAAAAAUGAGAAAAGAUCGCACUUUGAACAAAAACACAAUAACAAACCAAUACAAAAGGCUCCAUUUUUAUCACUUGAUGCCAAUAACAGCAGCAGCAAUAGCAAUAGCAAUAUAAAAGGUUUUGACAAGUACAAGAACCUACCAAAGUUACCAUUAGUGAAAGCUAAUAUUUUGGGCGUAUGGCAUGUGGAUGCGAUGGAGUUUGAGAAGAAAGUUUUGGGUGGUGAAGGGAACAGCAAAUUGGAGCUGAAAAUGGGCGUGGAGGAAUGGAAAGUCUUGGUGGAGAAGAAGAAAGAGUUAGGAGAAAGACUUAUGUGGCAAUAUGGGCAAGACUAUGAACAAAGUAGAGGGCAAAGUGGAGAUAUUAAAAUGCUUGCUGCUACUCAGAGGUCUGGUACUGCUGCUGAUAAAGUUUCUGCCUUUUCUGUUCUUGUUGGUGAUAAUGCUAUUGCUAAUUUGCGGUCACUUGAUGCACUUUUAGGAAUGGUGACAUCAAAAGUGGGAAAGCGCCAUGCUCUGACAGGGUUUGAAGCACUAAAGGAACUUUUUAUUUCAAGUUUGCUACCUGAUCGGAAGCUGAAGACCCUUUUACAACGGCCUGUAAAUAGUCUCCCUGAGACAAAAGAUGGUUAUUCUCUUUUGCUUUUCUGGUAUUGGGAGGAUUGUUUGAAGCUGAGGUACGAGCGUUUUGUUUCUGCACUUGAGGAAGCAUCAAGAGACAUGCUACCCAUACUAAAAGACAAGGCAUUGAAGACCAUGUAUGCCUUGUUGAAAAGCAAAUCAGAGCAGGAGCGCAGGUUGCUUUCUGCUCUAGUUAACAAACUAGGUGAUCCUCAAAAUAGGGGUGCAUCUAAUGCUGACUUUCACUUGUCAAACCUUUUGUCCGACCAUCCAAAUAUGAAGGCUGUGGUGAUUGAUGAAGUAGACACUUUUCUCUUUCGGCCUCAUUUGGGACUCAGAGCGAAGUACCAUGCUGUUAACUUCUUAAGUCAAAUUCGUCUAAGUCAUAAAGGAGAUGGACCGAAGGUGGCAAAACGUUUGGUAGAUGUAUACUUUGCAUUAUUCAAGGUGCUGAUUACUGAGGUGGAUGGUAAUCAAAAGAUGGAUAAAAGCAGCAAAGCAGAUAAUAGAAACACACCUGAUCCUGCAAAGGAGAACAAAGUCAAAAGUUCAUCAGAAUCUCAUGUUGAAUUGGAUUCGCGACUGCUAUCAGCUCUUUUAACAGGUGUCAAUAGAGCAUUUCCUUAUGUUUCAAGCACUGAGGCUGAUGACAUUAUUGAGGUCCAAACACCCGUGCUCUUCCGGCUGGUCCAUUCCAAUAAUUUCAAUGUAGGACUUCAGGCUUUGAUGCUUCUUGAUAAAAUUUCAUCUAAAAACCAGAUUGUCAGUGAUCGGUUUUACCGUUCUUUGUACUCAAAGCUUUUACUUCCAGCCGCCAUGAAUUCUUCCAAGGCGGAAAUGUUCAUUGGACUUCUUUUAAGAGCCAUGAAAAGUGACGUGAACCUGAAGCGUGUUUCAGCCUUUUCAAAGCGUCUGUUGCAGGUUUCCCUUCAGCAGCCACCUCAAUAUGCCUGUGGAUGCCUGUUUCUCCUCUCUGAACUUCUCAAAGCAAGGCCCCCUUUAUGGAACAUGGUUAUGCAGAAUGAGUCGGUUGAUGAAGAACUUGAACAUUUUCAAGACAUAGUGGAAGAAACUGAUAGUGGACCUCAUUCAGCAGCAAAGGCAGAAAGUAAGCUUGAAUCUGUCCGUAGGGGCGACAAGGGCAAACCUACAGGUGAUUCUUCAGAAAGUGAAGAUUCUCCUGUCCCUAGCUCUGAGGAUGAUGAUUCAGAUGAGUCAGAAGCGGAAGAGUUAUUUGCAAAAGAUGGUUCAAAAGAAUUUCAGGAACCCCAGGCACUGUCCAAUUAUAAUGUUAACCAGCGCCAAAUAUCAUCUACAGGUCCUUCCCUACCAGGAGGUUACAAUCCACGGCAUAGAGAGCCUUCUUACUGUAAUGCGGAUCGUGCAAGCUGGUGGGAGCUGAUGGUACUUGCUUCUCAUGCGCACCCAUCUGUUGCUACCAUGGCUGGGACACUUCUAUCUGGGGCUAAUAUUGUUUACAAUGGGAACCCACUGAAUGAUCUAUCGCUUACUGCUUUUCUAGACAAGUUCAUGGAGAAGAAACCGAAGCAGACAACAUGGCAUGGUGGCUCCCAAAUUGAACCAGCGAAGAAGCUCGACAUGAACAAUCAUUUAAUUGGAUCAGAAAUUCUUUCAUUGGCUGAAAUGGAUGUGCCUCCUGAAGAUUUGGUUUUUCACAAGUUCUAUGUGAAUAAAAUGAACUCCUCGAAGCCAAAGAAGAAGAAAAAGAAGAAGGCAGCUGAAGAUGAAGCAGCUGAAGAGCUUUUUGAUGUGGGUGAUGACGAUGGAGUAGAUGGUGCUGAUGAGAGUGAUAAUGAAGAGAUUGAGAAUCUGUUGGAUUCUGCUAAUCUUUCUUUGGAAGCUGAUGGCGAAUAUGAUUAUGAUGAUUUGGACCAAGUUGCCAACGAAGACGACGAUGACUUGAUUGGUGAUGUCAGUGAUGUAGAGAUGGAUUUGCCCUCUGAUAUGGGAGAAGCUUUUGAUGGCAUUGCUGAUGGUGAUAAAAGCGAUGAUGUUGAAGCUAUCGACAUUGGGGAUGCAGAUGACGGUAGUAAUGAUGAGGAUGGAUAUGAUAACCGGAAAAGAAAAAGAAAAUCUGGUGGUAAGGUGGGUGCAUCACCAUUUGCAAAUCUUGAAGAUUAUGAGCACUUAUUAAAUGAGGACAGUCCCACAGAAAAGAAAUCUCUGAAAAAGAGAAAGCCAAAAUCAGGAAAGAAGUGGAAAUCCGAGUGAUGAUGCCUCAAUUCACAAUGUCAUGAAGUAUCAGGAUACAAUAAUCUGUCGCCUUGUUUAGCAGGAAACAGCAUAGAUGACAGUGCUCCAAGAGGUUGGUUUAUGAGACACUAUGAGGCUUCUAUUUAAGCUGCUAAUUUAUUGAAGGGCUGGUUAAUUUUGAUUGAGCAACCAGCGGGGCAAUAGUGAGAAAACAAUGCAUAAAAAUGUUUGUACAAGGACUUCGCAAGUUCUUUUCUACUUGUGGUUAUUCAUCGUUCAGUAUAGCAAUUAAUCUUUGCUUUGCCUAGUUCAUUGGCCAAAUUUGAGAACAAUUUUUGUUUGAAAUUUUAUUUGUCCAUUUUUAUGGAUUUAGCUGCUUGCUAUACUUGAGAUAGUUCUUUCAUCUGUUGAUGAUCUAAAAACAUGAAGAUUUUAAUCAUUUUUAACACUUUUA
This is a messenger RNA of Ricinus communis (castor bean), 3631 nucleotides long. RefSeq names its product protein SLOW WALKER 2. The transcript has 16 exons. The record is from RefSeq and is a predicted model, not a curated record. Gene Ontology annotation, cellular component: nucleus. The coding region runs from base 79 to 3195 and encodes 1038 amino acids. NCBI's taxonomy places the organism in Eukaryota, Viridiplantae, Streptophyta, Magnoliopsida, Malpighiales, Euphorbiaceae.